GCAACUGCCUCGCACUUCAUAACAAAGUUUCUUUAACAGAAAACUUAUGUUUCAUUCUGCAGGAGAAUGCGCAGCAGACUGUCCCACGAUGAGUGUUUGGACUGUUGCAGCUGUGCUUCAUUGUAACUUUGUAAGCACUAGAGGCCUGGGUCCAAAUGUAAUGGCCACACUUUGGUCAAGAUGGCUCUUAACCAUCUUGCUGGUCAUCGUGCCAGCCUGUUUUGCCCCAGCUCCUCCUGCUUCUCCAUCUCUUCCUGAGUGCUCCAUCCCAUGUGGUGGGGAGUACAAUUGUGUAGAUAUACACUGUAGUUGGGAACCAAGGCCGGACCUUGAGAUCCCCACGAACUACACCCUGCACUGGAAGCCAGCAAACGAGGAGGGGGAUGUGAUCAAUGAGACCAUCUUUAAUGGGAUUAUCCGUCGGGUACACUUCAACCAUGGGGAGCUCCGUGUUUGGGUCCAGGCUAAGAACCAGCAUGGUUCUGCCAGAUCUCAGGAUGCUUUGUUCCAUACGGCAGACAUCAUGAAGCUGCUGCCUCCUAAAGUCUCCUUAGUCAACCAUCAGGAGUCUUUAGAGAUUUCCUGGAAUCCCACCUGUGAUGACCAGCAGCUCUCUCUGGGAAAAUGUGACGUCCGAUAUCGGACUGAGGGAGAACAACUCUGGCUCGAGGACCAGAAUUUACUCCAUGUCAGCUAUACAGUCGACAGUCCCGAGCCCAGCACAGUCUAUGAAUUUCAAGUUCGCUGUUCCUGUGACAAGGGCUUGAAGAGUAACUGGAGUGCCAUCCACAACAUACGAAGCACAGAGACGGCCCCAGAAGGAGAGCUGGAUGUGUGGAGGGAUUGUGGGAUAUCCCAGAAAAUCGCUGACUGUUUUGUGACCUGGAAGAAGCUUCCUAUUUCUCAAGCUCACGGUCUCAUCCUGGGUUAUGAAGUCAGACUGUCCUACAGUAACAGGGCUCCGGUGUUGGAGAAUGUGUCCACAGCUGAGCCGAAGGACCAGUUGGCCUGUGAAGAAACGCAUUGCCAUUUCACUUCCUCUUUGAAGGACAUUUCAUCAGUUAGUGUGUCUGCAUACAACAGUCGUGGUGCAACAGUGCCUUCUUAUCUGGCUACGCCAAUACCAGGUAAAGAGAAGAAUGAGCAAACUAUUCACCUUGUGAUGAAUGAAGAGAACCUCACUGUGUCCUGGGAUCUGCCCUCCCAGCUCUCAGACAACCUGAAGGAAUAUGUGGUGCAAUACAAAGAAGCAGGAGGUCCUCCAGGCCGAGGAUUUGAUUGGAUCAAAGUGGAAAAAAGCCAAAAAACUGGAAUCUUUAAAGGUCGAUAUAAGAAGUGCACACCCUACCAAGUGUCACUGUUCACGGUAUCAAACAACAGCAAAGUCCAUCACCUGUCAUCCGUUAUUGGAUAUUCACUUCAAGGAAUCCCCUCCAGAGUGCCAUCAUUUAAGGUGACUUCUAUCGCUACCACUCAUGUGACUCUGUUUUGGGAGUCUAUUCCCCUCUCCAAGCAGGAAGGGUUCAUCCUCUACUACCAAAUAAUAGUAGAGAGUGGAGCAGACGGACAAAAAGUGUACAACGUGAGCGUCACAUCACCACAGCAGGAAGACGAGACGUUUGAGCUGCUGCAUCUCCGUCCGGGACACGAGUACGAGGUUCGGACCAGAGCUGUGACUGUAGCCGGGCCCGGAGCAAACGAAACGACAAAGUUCAAAACGAAGGACGAUGAAGAUUUUGGGCCCCUAGUAGCAGUUGUGCCUGUAAUCCUUUUGUUGGUCGUGAUAUGUGUUAUUGUUUUUCUAUACAGUUAUUGUCGGGGAGAAACCAAAGCAUGUCCACCGGUGCUUCCGUGUUUCUCUAACAAAGUGCCAGAUGCUCGCAACAGCCACAUUUUCAGACACAUGAAGCACCAGUUUAAUGACUCCUUUGGUUGGAUCUGCAUUCCCGUCAACGAGCCACAACCCAAGAUCUCUUUGUUGGAGGUUUUGGAACCCAAGCCGCGGGCUUCGAAGUCGUUCCUGAAGAAACCCUCCGACCCUGACGGGUUAACAAAGCUAGUAGUUGGAGAUGGGAGCUCACAGGUGGACUGCCAAGGUGAGCAGAGGGAGGAAGCUGUCAAAGAGGAGGGUCAUGGGACAGACCACAGGUAUGGGAGAGAGGAGUACAGCAAAAUGAUUGACUCGGAUGAGGAGAGGGACCGGGAGGAGGAGAACAGGGAAGAAUGUUGGAGCUCAUCGGAGGAAGAACAGUCAGUGACGGGUUACGAAAAGCACUUCAUGCCCACUGCUCGGGAAGUACAGGAAGUUUGAUGUUCCUCUAUGUUGGCUCCGGGACAUUCAUCUCAGAUUUGUGUUUUUUUUUUUUUUUUUUUUAAAUGUUCAAUGUGUAAACGUUAUUUUAGACAAUGACUAACUGGUCAGGCAGCUGUAGCUUCUCUGCAGGACUCAGGAGGACGACUCAGAUCUUUGGAGAAAUAAACUAAUUAAGCUUUUGACAUAUUUAAUUUACUGUCAUUCGAUAAGUGUUUGUUUCACCACAUCAUGUUCCCUACGUUUUUUUUCUUACUUGUCCUUUUUCCGUGAUUACCUAUGCUGGACCCGUAAUAAUGCAAACUUCCAUCAUUUUUUGUCAACAUUGUCACACCUUUGACUUUAUAUUUUGAUAAGUAAAAUUGACAUUUGUGCAUCUGUCAUAUAUGAAUAAACUAUUUUAAUAAGGGUGUGGCUGCAGAGUUUCUAACAUGAGUUUUACACCUUAUAAUAAAACACAUGAAGCCAUAAAACACCAUUCAUAACACCUUCUCCAACAGCAUGUUACAUAUCCAGAACAACUCAACAGUGCCAUUCAGUGUUGUUUUCCCCAUCUAUCCAAAGAUGCACUUUAUGGUUUUCGCUGUAUAUCAGCCACGGCUAAAUAUCUUGUAAAAAAGCUAAGUAAUAGUGUUUUAUUUCAAUUCAAACUGGAUUUAUUUUUAGUUUAGACGGUAUGCAUUAAAUUUUAUUUCACAUGUAUUCUUCCACAUUGACUGUCUUUUAGUUUAUUUUCUAAAAAUAAAAAUUACAUUUCCUGAAAUCUUGUGUUAAAAGGUAAA
Molecule: messenger RNA, 3093 nt
Organism: Anoplopoma fimbria (sablefish)
Lineage: Eukaryota; Metazoa; Chordata; Actinopteri; Perciformes; Anoplopomatidae
Gene: il12rb2l
Product: interleukin 12 receptor, beta 2a, like
Exons: 16
Coding region: 47-2311 (754 amino acids)
Biological process (GO): cytokine-mediated signaling pathway
Cellular component (GO): signaling receptor complex; external side of plasma membrane
Molecular function (GO): cytokine binding; cytokine receptor activity
Source: RefSeq, a predicted model, not a curated record